This is a messenger RNA of Cyclopterus lumpus (lumpfish), 1958 nucleotides long. RefSeq names its product transmembrane protein 9 (gene tmem9). The transcript is spliced from 6 exons. The record is from RefSeq and is a predicted model, not a curated record. Gene Ontology annotation, cellular component: lysosomal membrane. Bases 161 to 727 code for a protein of 188 amino acids. Lineage: Eukaryota; Metazoa; Chordata; Actinopteri; Perciformes; Cyclopteridae.
AUGACGAAAACCCGGAAUAAGGAAGUGCAACAUUUCUGCAGGCGAUCUUUCUUCUAAACACAGCUGCUUGGUGCGUAGCUACAUCGCGGAUGCACAGCAGCAAUAACCACUGCAGCUGCCACUACAACCGCUGCAGGUGAUCCUGCACCCCUGCGGGAAGAUGCCGUCUGGAAGGAAAGGAUCCGGGUCAUUUGUUGUGCCCGCACUGGUGACCUGGUUGCUGCUGGAUGCUGUUGUGUUUGUGCAGGCGAAGAACUUUGAGGAUGUUCGCUGCAAAUGCAUCUGCCCGCCAUACAGAAACAUCACUGGCCACAUAUAUAACAGAAAUGUGUCUCAGAAGGAUUGUAAUUGCCUCCAUGUAGUGGAGCCCAUGCCGGUGCCUGGCCAUGACGUGGAAGCGUACUGCCUGUUGUGUGAGUGCAAGUACGAGGAACGAAGCAGCAACACCAUCAAGGUAACCAUCAUCAUUUACCUGUCUGUCGUGGGUGCGCUGCUGCUCUAUAUGCUGUUCCUGCUGCUGGUUGAACCUCUUAUUCGCAAACAUGACGCCUACACCCAGCCACUGCACAAUGAGGAGGACUCUGAGGAGAUGCGUCCGCCGGUGGACAGUGCCCAGGCCAAAGGAAACACAGUGCUGGAGCGGGUUGAGGGGGCACAGCAGCGCUGGAAGAAGCAGGUCCAGGAACAACGCAAAACUGUUUUUGACCGCCACAAGAUGCUUAGUUAAACCCCACAGCUGACCUCAAAGAAGGUUUAGAAUAGGUAACUCACCUGGGCUCAGUGCUAUUACACUGUCACCAGCUGCACUAUUCCUAACCUCUUUGUUAAUGCUGCGUACUGCACCCUCUGAAUAUGUAUUUCCUCACGAAGAAAACAUUUAAACACGCUGAACUAACAAGCAGAUGAUUUUUAUUUAUUAUAUCUAACAUUUUAGGCAAAAAACAGCAUGGUUGCGUACUGUUAAUAGCUAGAAACCAUCUCAAUCAUUUCAGCAAUUUGCGAUGCAACAGAUUUUGAAUGUCUUGAUUUAGUAAAGAAAAAAACAUUUUUCUCUAAUAAGCAAGACUGAAUCGUUUUUAAGCUUCAUCUGGAUCAUUUUUCUUUUUAGCUUCUUGCUAAUUUGGUUUAUUGUUAAGAUGUUUUUCUUGUAGCAUAAUUUAUGACGUUACCUCGGAACAGGAACACUUUGUGUAUGUGAAUGGUCUAUUUGGGUAGGAAGAGUACUCUACCUAUAACUAUUGUCAAGUUUAGCACUAAUAAUAAUACAUUUAUGAUCAUUAUUAUUUAUUUUGUCUCCUAUUGCUAUGCCUAGUAACCUGGGCAUAUUUUGUAUAAUUUGGAUUAAUAGAGUAAUUUAUGGAUUAUACAUUUUGGGGGUUGUUAUUUUAAAGCUUUGACCUUGCUACAUUUAAGAGCCCCAAUAUGUACCUUUUUUCUGUUUCUUUCCUUGAGGGUGAAUGUAUUUUAACAAUGCAACAUGGAUCCUAAAUGUCAGCAAUUCACAGCAUGUACAAUAUAACCGAUAGUAAGGUCUACCAAUUCAUUAGUUUUAGUAGUAUAGUUGUUGGCAUAAACACUUUUUAUCUUGAAUGUACAUGUGGAAACUGAUUGGAAAGAGGUUUCCACAUGUACAUACUUUCCCAUUCUCUUGGCCCUGAUGUGCAUCAUUAUGUGUCAGUGAAUUCCCCGUUGCAUCCUACUACUGAAGAUCCCUGUUGGGGAACUCUUAUUACAGCAAACUGGCUCACUUUCUCUCAUGCACAAUGUGAACGGCUGCAGUUUAUUGGCCUGUCAUGGCUUGUGUUAUCAUUGAAGUGUUUUUGAUUGAUUGAUGUAAGUAUAAUUUAAUUUAAGUGGUAUCAGAGUUUUGUUAUAUUUUUCUCCAGACUCACUGGAUUGUUUCACUGCUCAUGUUUAUACAAUCGGCUUGAUGUGAAAUAAAAAAAUAUAUAAAAUAA